Racocetra persica is the source of this 219-nucleotide messenger RNA. Lineage: Eukaryota; Fungi; Glomeromycota; Glomeromycetes; Diversisporales; Gigasporaceae. The record is from the annotation of a GenBank genome assembly.
AUGGAUCAGGAUGAUGAAAGUAAUGUUCUAUUAGAAAGUGAGAAAAUUGAAGAAAUAGUUGCUAAAUUAGUAGAUGAAAGUUCAUACAUGUCAGAAACUGCCCAAGCUAUAACAUAUCUACAAAUAAUUAAUGAACCUGUUGUAACAGAAGAAAUACUUGAUGAUGAGGGAAUUAUUGCUAUAGUUCAAGAUAAAGAAAAUGAAUUAAUCGGACAGAAA